Messenger RNA from Puntigrus tetrazona (Sumatra barb), 1650 nucleotides. RefSeq names its product ribosomal RNA processing 15 homolog (gene rrp15). Gene Ontology annotation, cellular component: preribosome, large subunit precursor. The record is from RefSeq and is a predicted model, not a curated record. Lineage: Eukaryota; Metazoa; Chordata; Actinopteri; Cypriniformes; Cyprinidae. The coding region runs from base 109 to 930 and encodes 273 amino acids. Gene Ontology annotation, biological process: maturation of 5.8S rRNA; maturation of LSU-rRNA. The transcript is spliced from 5 exons.
ACACACACACACACACACUCUCUCUAAACUAAAGAGGCGCGGAACCUUUCGCGAGCGCCUCCUGUUUCACACGGACUGUUUAGGAAGGACUCGUAAAUAUCAUUAAAGAUGGCGACGCUCGCGAAGAAGCCACAUGUCGUUGUCGAAGAAGGAGAUGAGGAGGAGUUUGGAGUUUCUGAUGACAGCCUCAGUAAUGAUGGAGAGGAUGGAGAGAGUGGAGCAGGAAGUGACCAGGAGCGGUCUGAUGUGGAAAGUGACGUAGAAGACAGCGGCGACGAGAAUAGAGAGAGUGAAGAAGAACAGAAUGGAGAUGCAGCGGAAAAUCCCAACGCCGGCUGGGCUGAGGCCAUGGCCAAAAUCCUGGGGAAGAAAACUCCGGACAGCAAACCCAGCAUCCUCCUGAAGAACAAAGAGCUGGACAAGAUCAAAGAGAAGCUGAAGAAAGAGCGUCUGGAGAAAAAGAAACAGAUCGAUAAGAAACGAGCGUGGGAGAACAUGUGUCGAGAGAAGCCUAACGUGGUUCAAGACCGAGAGAACGAGAGGAACCUGCAGAGAAUUGCUACCAGAGGUGUGGUGCAGUUGUUCAACGCUGUGAAGAAACAUCAGAAGGACGUGGAUGAGAGGAUAAAGGAAGUUGGGGGUUCAGAGAGAAAAAAGUCCAAAAUUCUGUCCUCCGUGACUAAGAAGGACUUCAUUGAUGUCCUGAGAGGAGCAGACGUGGCUCACAAAGCGGCCAUCAAAAAAGAGAAAGUGCAGCCUGUAGAAGUGAAGGCGGAGAAUUCAUCUUGGAGCGUGUUGAGGGAUGAUUUCAUGAUGGGCACGUCCAUGAAGGACUGGGAUAAGGAGAGCGACGAAGAGCGCGGUGGAGGAAAAGUGGGAAGAGAAGACAACCUCGAGCCCGCUGAAGACUACAGCAGCGAAUCAGACUGAUCCAUCGAUACUGCACGCGUGCGUCAUCUAGUGCACACUUCCAAGUGUUCUUACAGAGACCCUGCACAGAGAGAGAAGAAUGAGCUUCACCUGAUCGUGGGAGAGACACUUAUGUUGCUCUGAGCUCCAUGUUGGUGUUCUAGUAUUUUUGGAGGGCAUCUAGCCGAACCUCUUUUUCUGUAUAUAGAUGUGUAUUUUGCUAAAUAAAUGUUUCAUGCAUCUUGAUUUAAGAAUCGUAAAAUACUUGGGAAUUUUUUUUUUGCAGUUCAGGUAUUCAUUCAGUGCACAUUUUCAUGAAUGCAUUAAUUUGUAGGGUUUUUAGGGGCCAUAUUUACAUGCAUAUUUAUUUGAACGGAGCCGUUUUUAAAUAGUAAUUUUUUUUUUUUUUUUUAUGAACCAUCGCCACAUUAGUAAGGCUGCUUUAUGCAGACUGAAAGAAAGUGUUCAUAACUGCCUUUUUUUGUUGUUGUUGUUGUUUUCUGGGCACAAAUCCAUCUAAGAAGAGUUUCACAAGACUGCAGGUCAGUCAGUUUAACAGUUUUCAUUCGAUGACCUCUUGCUGCGAGCUGAAGUUCCUUCAAGGUUUCCAGGUUGGUCGGAUGCAUUGAUAACACGCACAUUCCCAUCAUCACGCUUUCUGAAAAAUGAAAGGGAUUGCUGUAUAGACUGGAAGGAUGCUGUAACCACCACAGCUGAGAAAUAAACCCAAGUUAUUCGCAA